AUGUCCGUCCAUGCAGCCACCUGCGAGAGGAAGAGUUGCUCCGCCUGCCUCUGCCCGUCCCCUUCGCUCUCCUCUCGCCACGGGACACACCUGGCGGACGCGCCCUAUACCUGCCUAGGGCCACCUGGCUGGCAGCCCGCAGCGGGUGGCCCGCCCAGUUCGGGUCGCUGGGGCUUCCCCUUGGCCAAUGAGGAAGAGGGAGCCUCCGGGCUCGGGCAGCGUCCGGCCGAGCGGCCAAUGGGAGGGCGGCAUGCAAAUGAGCAGGUGCGGUGGCGGACAGCCCGUCAAGACUGUCCGGGCUCCCGGGAUGUUAGAGGAGAGUUGGGCUGCCGCCGAGCAGAAGUCCGGGCUUCCAGCUGCGAGCUCCGGUCUCCCGCCAUGGCCCCCGCUCCGCCCCCCGCCGUGUCCUUCUCGCCCGCCGAGGUCCAGCGGCGCCUGGCGGCCGGCGCCUGCUGGGUCCGCUGCGGGGCCCGCCUCUACGACCUCACUGGCUUCGUGCGGCACCACCCGGGGGGCGAGCAGCUGCUGCGGGCGCGGGCUGGCGAGGAUGUUAGCGCCGACCUGGACGGGCCGCCGCACCGACACUCGGCCAACGCGCGCCGCUGGCUGGAGCAGUACUACGUGGGCGAGCUGAAAGGAGACCCUCAGGGCUCUGUGGAGAAUGGGACUGUGACCUCUGCGAACACUCAAAAGACAGACCCUUGGAUGGAACCAAAGCUCAAAGCAAUGGAUUGGGACAAGGAUUUGGUAGACUGGCAGAAGCCCCUACUGUGGCAGGUAGGCCACUUGGGAGAGAAGUAUGAUGAGUGGGUCCACCAGCCAGUGAUCAGACCCAUCCGCCUCUUCCACUCUGACCUCAUCGAGGCCCUCUCCAAGAGUGUCUGGUACAAUGUCCCCAUCAUCUGGAUGCCCCUGAUGCUGUACUUCAGUUGGUCCCACUACCGAACCCUCGCUCAGGGCAACGUUCGACUCUUCGAGUCCUUCAGCACAGAGUACUCUGUGGCCCUGCCGCAGUCCGCGUUCCCGGGCUUCUUCGUGAUGGGGGUGCUCCUCUGGAGCCUGCUGGAGUACCUCAUCCACCGCUUCCUGUUCCACAUGAAGCCCCCCAGGGACAGCCAUUACCUCAUCAUGCUGCACUUCGUCCUGCACGGCCAGCACCACAAGGCACCCUUCGAUGAAUCCCGCCUGGUCUUCCCCCCCGUACCGGCUUCUCUGGGUAUUGCCUUCUUCUACAUCAUUCUACGGCUCCUCCUCCCUGAGGCGGUGGGGGGCAUAAUGUUUGCUGGGGGCCUCCUGGGCUACAUCAUCUACGAUAUGAUCCAUUACUACCUACACUUCGGCUCGCCACACAAGGGCUCCUACCUGUACAACAUGAAGGCCUACCACGCCAAGCAUCACUUUGCACAUCAGAAGUCAGGAUACGGCAUCAGCAGUAAACUUUGGGAUCACUUCUUCCACACCCUCAUACCGGAAGAACCCCACCUGAAGAUGCAAUGA
This is a messenger RNA of Enhydra lutris kenyoni (northern sea otter), 1497 nucleotides long. RefSeq names its product fatty acid 2-hydroxylase. NCBI's taxonomy places the organism in Eukaryota, Metazoa, Chordata, Mammalia, Carnivora, Mustelidae. The record is from RefSeq and is a predicted model, not a curated record. The transcript is spliced from 7 exons. Bases 1 to 1497 code for a protein of 498 amino acids. Gene Ontology annotation, molecular function: iron ion binding; fatty acid 2-hydroxylase activity; heme binding. Gene Ontology annotation, biological process: lipid biosynthetic process; fatty acid metabolic process. Gene Ontology annotation, cellular component: endoplasmic reticulum; membrane.